UGGAAGAUCAUUAAAUACAAGACUCUUCUCCAGGCUUUCAGUGAAGAAACCCAGCCCAUCACGCCCUCAUCCCACAUUAUUCUCCUCUGAUGUGUUACGUAACCUGCCAUAUGGCCUCUAUUUUCCCCUACGACACAAUCAUGAGGAUAGAUGGGCAACAAGAGCAAGCACAUCUCAGGACUAUCAACUCAGAAUAUGAGUGCGAUUAUUCCUCGGAUAGAGCAGCUGUCUGCCAGAGUGAUCCGGGUUCUGGGCUGCAACCCCGGACCGAUGACCCUGCAGGGAACAAACACUUACCUGGUCGGCACCGGGGACAGGAGAGUGCUCAUAGACACUGGGGAACCUGCUGUUCCUGAAUACAUCAGCAGUCUAAAACAGGCUCUGAAACAGUUCAACACCAGCAUCCAGGAGAUCAUCGUCACACACUGGCAUCAAGACCACACAGGGGGAGUGGAGGACAUCUGCAGGGACAUCGCUGGCUCGGAUGUCCAGGUCAGCAAACUUCCUCGCUCCAGUAAAAUCAGUGAGACCGCUGGGAACAAAAGCUUUACAUACCUGAAGGACGGAGAUGUUGUUCAGACCGAAGGCGCUACACUCAAAGUGCUGUUCACCCCGGGCCACACAGACGACCACAUGGCCUUGCUGCUGGAGGAGGAAGGCGCGCUCUUCUCAGGAGACUGCAUCCUGGGUGAAGGCACGGCCGUGUUUGAGGAUCUCUAUGACUACAUGAAAUCUUUAAAGAUCCUGCUGGACGCUCAGGCUGACCUCAUCUACCCUGGUCAUGGCCCUGUGGUUCAGGAUGCUGGCUCCAAAAUCAGACACUACAUCAGCCACAGAGACCAAAGAGAGCAGCAGAUCCUGGCAGCCAUUCAGGACGGAGCAGGAAAGCCUUUUUCCUCUAUGGAGCUGGUCAAGAUCGUCUACAAGGACACCCCUGAACAUCUGCACCGAGUAGCUAACGUGAACCUGGUCCAUCACCUCACAAAACUGGAGAAAGAAGGCAGGAUCACCCUGGUGAAUGAAUCUCCACAGAACAUCAAAUGGAAGAGUAACCUGUGAUGUCCACGGAGGCUAUGCAGAAAUAAACUCUCCAUGAUCAUUUGUUGAUACUAAAUAACUCCUCAAUCAAAACGGA
This is a messenger RNA of Notolabrus celidotus (New Zealand spotty), 1135 nucleotides long. It is a transcript of the gene lactb2, whose product is annotated as lactamase, beta 2. Gene Ontology annotation, molecular function: RNA endonuclease activity; single-stranded RNA binding. The transcript has 9 exons. NCBI's taxonomy places the organism in Eukaryota, Metazoa, Chordata, Actinopteri, Labriformes, Labridae. The record is from RefSeq and is a predicted model, not a curated record. The coding region runs from base 151 to 1059 and encodes 302 amino acids. Gene Ontology annotation, cellular component: mitochondrial matrix.